Prorocentrum cordatum is the source of this 505-nucleotide messenger RNA. Lineage: Eukaryota; Dinophyceae; Prorocentrales; Prorocentraceae. The record is from the annotation of a GenBank genome assembly.
AUGCGUAAUGCCUUCGCGAGUGGGAAAUGGGACUGCGUGGAUGACGCUGUGCAGACGUUUUGCUCGCCCGAGGACCGCGGCUUGUGCCGACUCCGAUACCGCGAGGCAGCGGCUUUUAACGGAACCUUUAACUUUAAGCCGCCGAUAGAGGAGUGGCGCCAGGAUGUGCGUGCGCAGGACCUGUGCCACGGCGAACUGCUCGCUACUUUCAACGAUCGCCAGGUCGAUUUGAGCUAUUUCAAGUACGCGGACGAUGUCCACAACUUCGUUUUAGCCGAUCUAGACUCGACCUUGCCAGAAUUGCUCCAGCAUAUUAAGCAUCACGACGUCCUCCUGAAUCAGAGACUGGGACCCUGCGUGCUCAAGCAGAACAUGUCGAAACAGGAGUUUAUGAUGUACUUCGGGAUCCACCAAGCCUGCACGCUCACAGAGAGCGACUACAGGAAGCUGGAGGCCAUUCUCGCGCGUUUCUGCCGUAUUGCUAUGGCGGGUAAGGCCACGGACU